Messenger RNA from Geodia barretti, 569 nucleotides. Lineage: Eukaryota; Metazoa; Porifera; Demospongiae; Tetractinellida; Geodiidae. The record is from the annotation of a GenBank genome assembly.
AAAAUUGGGAUCAACCUCCUCUACCGCCUGUCAACAGCGCCGUGUUGUCUUGCGGAAAGUUGUAACUCCACGCCGACUUCUAGUUCCCUGGCGACAGCGGUUUCCAGUUCCCUUGACACUGGGACUUGUGUCUGGGGGUUCGAGGUCUGUUCUUAUCUCCAGAUACACCACCGGGUAUGUAUUUCUUGUGAUCGGCCCUUGGGAGACCUGGAAUCGGCCCAUCUGGGCGUUGCUGUGGCGUAUGGAGCGAGCUGAGGACGCCACCGUAAUGUAGCGGCAGUUGUUUAGCGGCUGCAGCAGCGACAGCAGAGGCAGUUGUCGAUCGGCAGCAGAGCAUGGUGGGGCGGAGGACAAAAGCUGUUUACACAUGUUUAUUAGCUUUUAUGCACUGCAUCUGGCGGAGCAAGUCCCUCGAGUUCUUAGAUUCUCCAAACACCAUAAUUGCUGAUUUCAGGGCAUUCAACUCAGACCUCCACUCAGCGGCGUACCGUGUGACUAUAUCCAGCAUGUACUGGAGACCUGCCUCCGAGUCACUUACGAGGGCCAAGUCAUCCGCAUACAUGGGAGCU